This is a messenger RNA of Prorocentrum cordatum, 989 nucleotides long. The record is from the annotation of a GenBank genome assembly. NCBI's taxonomy places the organism in Eukaryota, Dinophyceae, Prorocentrales, Prorocentraceae.
GUCACGGGCUCUCUGUGCAGAGCCUCAAGGACGAGGACCUCUCGCUGGACAGCAGCAUCAAUGACGAGGGCUGGCUGGCUGGUUACGGGGCUGCUGUCCGCCACAUCGGGAACAUCAGCGUCGUCACCGUGGAGACACGCGCCAGUAACCCGAUGAGGCUUCCUGGCAGGAGCUCGGGAGAGAACAGCGACGCCAUGGUCACGAACGCGGGCGCAGGUGCGCCGUGGCAGUUUUACCGUACCAAGAACGGCCUCAUGCUGAAGUGGAUCGAGGAGAAGAUGAAGGAGGAUCCAGAUGCCAUGGCGAUCAUGAUCGACGGUGGCGACAUGAUCUUGGGUGGGUGCGACGAGGCGUUCAUCAGGAACAAGUACAGGAAGAUCAUACGGGCCAGCGGGGGCCCCGAGAUGACGCUCGUGAUGAGCGCGGAGACAGCCUGCUUCCCCAUUUCAAUGGAUUGGCACUUCCGGGAUAACUCCACGUGGGAGCAGCGGCGCUCGGCCGUCAACAAGCAGGUGGAGAAUCUCACUGACGACUGGGUUUUGCCGUGGACACCGUGUGGCGACUGGAAGCAGGCUCCGUGCGACCCUGUGCCGAAGAGGGCCUACAGGUACCCGAACUGGGGCUUCGUCAUGGGCCCCGUCAAGGACCUCCAGCCACUCUUCAAGUUCGUGUACAACGACGGCGGUCACCCUAAGAAAGGGUCUGGCGACACCAUCGACCAGAUGCGCGCCCAGUGGUGGAUGCUCUGGCACCCGCACAAGAUCACUCUGGACUACACCGGGAGCCUGGUGUUGAGCAUCCACCAGAUGGCCUGGGGCAGGAAGGACAGUGAGGCGCCCAUCGAGAUAGUGAAAGACAAGAAGGGGCAGCCGAUCAUCCGGAACAAGAUCACCAAUCAGCCGUGCUGCUUCGCGCACGGCAACGGUGACGGCGAGGGGCUCAUCAACAGGAUGAUCAUCCAGAUGAACAACCUCACGGGCGCCGCUUGA